AUGCCUAGGUGCAAAGAGCAGCAGCAGCAGGAGCUGCAGCAGCAACAACCGUUGCAGCAGCAGCAGCCGCACGAGGUCCGUCUCGAGGCCCAAUGGUUUGACCAGCCACUCGACCACUUCGAUCCUCUCGUGAGGGCAGAAGGCCGCAUAUGGAAGCAGCGCUACUUCCAACUCUUACACUCAGAGCGUCAGCAGCAGGAGCAGCAGCAGCAGGAGCAGCAGCAGCAGGAGCAGCAGCAGCAGGAGCAUCAACAGCAGCAGCAGGCCGUGCAGGGAGAUGUGCCACCAAUGUUUGCAUUAGCUGAUUUAGCGUCAUUUAUAGAAAAAAAACGUCAAGAAAGAGCAAAGGCAAAUAAUAUAAAUCCUAAAGAAAUACCCGUUAUUGUCUUUGGCUGUUCUUAUCCAGGAGCUUUAGCAGCAUUUGCUCGACUAAAAUAUCCUUUUUUAAUAACAGGAGCAAUUAGUUCUUCUUCUCCUGUUGAGGCAAAAGAAAACUUUUCUUCUUAUGAUUUAGCUGUUAAGGAGGGUUUACCUCCUUCUUGUGCUGCUGCUGCUGCUGCUGCUCUUGCUGCACUUAAUCAAAGGGUUUAUCAAGAAACAACCGCACAAAAAGAGCUUGAGAGGUUUGGAUGCGAAGAUGUGUCUAUACAAACAAACACCGAGAAAGUUGCAUUUGUAUACUCCGUUGUUGAUGCCGUGGCGGAAGCUGUACAAUACAACCGCCCCAUAGAACGCCCCCUUAUAGAACAGCUCUGCAGCUAUUUGGAGGCAAAUAAAGAGGCCGCAGCAGCAAGCAGCAGCAGCAACAGCAGCAGCAACAACAGCAGCAACAGCAGCAGCAACAGCAAUGGCAAUAAACAAGAUAGCGAGGGUUUUCUUGAUCAUAUUAUAAAAGAAACAGAAAAAGGAGACAAAAAGGAGACAAAAAAAGGAUCAGCAGAGAUAAUGGUGGAGAAUAUGUGGGGAGAAGAAAACACUACCCGGGAUCGGGAUCGGGAUCGUGUCUGGGGUCGGGAUCGUGCCGGGGAUCGGGAUCGGGAUGGGGAUCGAGAUGGGGACCGGGAUCGUGAUGGGGAUCGAGAUGGGGACCGGGAUCGUGAUGGGCAUCGAGAGGGGGAUCGUGAUGGGCAUCGAGAGGGGGAUCGUGCCGGGGAUCGGGAUCGGGAUCGUGCCGGGGAUCGGGAUCGGGAUCGGGAUCGUGAGGAUCGGUUGCUCGAAGAUAAUUCGGAUCUAUCGAACACGAGAUUGUGGAUGUGGCAAAGUUGUUCACAAUUCGGGUUUUGGCAGGUACCCUAA
Eimeria maxima is the source of this 1296-nucleotide messenger RNA. Its product is annotated as serine carboxypeptidase S28, putative. The transcript is spliced from 8 exons. Bases 1 to 1296 code for a protein of 431 amino acids. Lineage: Eukaryota; Apicomplexa; Conoidasida; Eucoccidiorida; Eimeriidae. Gene Ontology annotation, molecular function: dipeptidyl-peptidase activity; serine-type exopeptidase activity. The record is from RefSeq and is a predicted model, not a curated record. Gene Ontology annotation, biological process: proteolysis.